Acanthoscelides obtectus is the source of this 2181-nucleotide messenger RNA. The record is from the annotation of a GenBank genome assembly. NCBI's taxonomy places the organism in Eukaryota, Metazoa, Arthropoda, Insecta, Coleoptera, Chrysomelidae.
AUGGAACUCGACCUAGAACAUUUUCGCGCCAUAAUUUAUUACAACUUUCAGAGACAAUUAUCGCAACAAGAAAACCUUGCUGAGUUACUGUCGGUUUUCGACAACGAAGCGCCACAUCAGUCGACAAUUUGCCGUUGGUAUGGAGAAUUCAAACGUGGACGGGUGAGUCUUAGAAACGAACCCAGGGUGGGUGCACCAAAAACGGCAGUCACCCAGGAAAACGUCGAUGCUGUGCGCAAACUCAUCAUUGAAUAUAGACAUGUGAUAUAUCGCGAGAUUGAGGAGUCCUUGAAGAUCUCAAAGACCUCAAUUCAAACCAUUUUACAUGAAGAAUUAGGAGUAAGAAAAUUAGUUUCUCGUUUUAUACCCCGCCUGUUGACUGAAGAGCAGAAAGCAGCCAGGGUUAAUUGGUGUCAAAAAACGCUUGACCGUUUCAAUUCCGGAAACUCAAAAAAUGUGUACAGCAUUGUCAGUAGUGAUGAAUCGUGGAUUUACUGUUAUGAACCAGAAAAUAAACGUCAGUCGGCUGUUUGGGUGUUCCAAGGUGAAGAAAAGCCAACAAAAGUCAUCCGUUCUCGAAGUGUUUCGAAAAAGUUGUUCGCGACAUUUGUGUCAAAAGCGGGUCAUAUUGCAACAAUUCCUCUUAAUGAUCAAAUAACUGUUACUGCGUAUUGGUCUACCACCAUUUGUUUGCCAAAAGUCAUCACCGAGCUUCGAAAAAUCAACCCCGAAGUAAGAAUUAUCCUCCACCAAGCCAAUGCAAGCUCGCACAUAGCACAAAAAACAAGGCAGUAUUUAACGGAAGAAAACGUGGAAUUAUUGGACCAUCCUCCAUAUAAUUUCUUUACUUUCCCGAAAAUUAAAAACAGAUUGCGUGGUCAAAGGUUCCAGUCACCAGAAGAAGCAGUUCACGCAUUCAAAAAUGCCGUUUUGGAUCUGCCAGCAAACGAGUGGAAUAAGUGCUUCGAAAAAUGGUUCGAGCGCAUACCUUGGGAAAAUGCUCCAAGCCACGAGGAGAUGGUUGAUGAACCUGUGCAGGCAGAAUUCUUUCAUAAAGAUUUAGAGGAACAGAUCCAAAGAGUAAUCCUAAAUAUGUAUGAUUGUCUGAAAAACGAAAAUCCAGAUUCCUCGCAAAAUCAAAUUUUAAACAUAAUUUGUAUCCUGACAAAAAUCAGUCGGUCUACCAUUUAUCGGGUUAUAAAAAGGGGAGAUGUAGUCAACCAUUCCUUCCACAGAAAGCGCAUAGGGCAAAAAUUAAAAAGAAUAGACGUGGGUUUUCAGGAAGAUAUUCGUCGUAUAAUAUACGGAUUUUAUAAAGAAAAUUUGGUGCCCACGUUGGAAAUGAUACGGGAUAAAUUAAAAGAUUAUCUCGAAGAUUUUUAUAAUUACAAAUGCUUAGACUCACUGCACUGUAUUGUAAAACUGUGUGGUUUUCAAUACAAAAAAUUAGAUAAAAGAAUGGUGAUUAUGGAGUCGUCUCGAAUCGUUGAAUUGCGCCAAGAAUUUUUGCAGAAAGUUAAAAUCUAUGGAGAGCAGAAAAGAAAUCUGAUUUACCUGGAUGAAACGUGGUAUGAUACCCAUGAUGUUGUGCAGUACGGCUGGGUUGACGACAGCAACAAGUGCAUUUUAAAUGCACCAUGGAACCGUGGAAAACGAAUCAUUAUUCUCCAUGCUGGCAGUGAAAAUAGAUUUAUACCUAAUGCCUUGCUGUUAUCUGCCAAAAAUAUCAAAGAAUCAUGUGCCGACUAUCAUGAGGACAUGACCUCCGACUUAUUUGAAAAGUGGAUAGAGCAGCAGCACAAAAAACAAGACAUUAUUGAUUUUAUGAAGGAUAAGGGAGUGGAAAUACCACAAAAAUCAAGCAAAGCCAUAUUAUUGGAUCUUAUUAAAAGACAAAAAUUUGAAAAAGAGUAUGUUGUUGACAAUCUGCUUCAGCAAAAUGCCCAUGAAGUAUUACGUCUACCUCCCUAUUACUGCAUUUUUAACCCGAUUGAUGAAUCGCUAUUGGCCACAAUAAGAGAUGCAGUAUCUCAUAUUGCUGCCACAGACCUAUGGAAGCAGUGUUCUAGGCAUAUUAUUGAAAAAGAAAAUGAAUAUUGUGUUUUGCCUCCUGUAAAUCCCGUUGUAAUUCCUCUACAAGAUGACUCUAGCGACAGCUCCGAAGGCGAGGAUGAUAUAUAA